Molecule: messenger RNA, 1578 nt
Organism: Sesamum indicum (sesame)
Lineage: Eukaryota; Viridiplantae; Streptophyta; Magnoliopsida; Lamiales; Pedaliaceae
Product: D111/G-patch domain-containing protein
Cellular component (GO): nucleolus
Molecular function (GO): nucleic acid binding
Source: RefSeq, a predicted model, not a curated record
CCCAAAAGCUCUUGCGCCCCACUCUCUCUCUCUUUCUCCCACCCUCUACCUGAAAUCUCUUAGCUACAGAGAUUGAAGGAUUAGAGAGAGAGAGAGAGAGAGAGAGUGAGAGUGAAAGAAGGAUUAAGUUAUACAAUUAUGGCGGCGCCCGAAGUUCCUCUCCGCUACGUCGGAAUUGAUCGAAGUUCAGCCGCCUUCCGCCUUAUGAAACAAAUGGGAUGGGAAGAAGGAGAAGGGCUUGGUAAGGAAAAGCAAGGUAUCAAAGGAUAUGUCAGGGUGAAGAACAAGCAGGAUACUUUAGGUAUAGGCACAGAGAAGCCAAAUGCAUGGGCGUUUGACACCACUCAAUUUGAUAGUAUCCUCAAGAAACUGAAAGUGCAAGCUGUUGAAAUCAACAAGGAUGAAGACGAUGAAAAAGAUGAGAAAAAAGCCGCUGCCAAGCCCAGCCCUGCCAAGGAAAAUCAAGAUACAGCUGUGAAGUUUACUCGACCACAGGGAAGGUAUAAGAAAAGAGAGAAGGGAAAGCUUGUACAUGCAUAUUCUUCUCAGGAUCUUGAAGGAAUCCUUGUAAACAGGGCUAAGUCGCCUGAGAUUGAUCAUGCUCAGGAAGUCUCAGAGGAAGCAAAUUUAAUUGAAAUCCAUCUUCCUGAUAUGGAAGAGGAAGUUCAAGAUGUUCCACCAGAGUGGUGGGGAUACAAACUUGGGUUUGUCACUGGAGGUUUGCUUGGUGCGGAAUCUCGAAGAAAGAAGUCCCUCUUGACUAAUGAAAGAACUACAUUCAAUGAGGAGGAUCAGGAGAAUCUAUACAAACUUGUUCAGGACAAGGCCACAUCUGGAAAACAAGGGCUUGGUAUCAAGGACCGUCCAAAGAAAGUUGCAGGCUGCUACUUUGAAGGGAAAAAGACCACUUUUGGUGAUAGUGACGGCGAGGAUUCUUUUGAUUCACGUUCUUCAGUAAAAAGAAAAUAUGAUGACACCUCAGAUAUGGAUAAAGGUGGAGAGAAGCCAAAACUUAAGAAGUUGUGUAGGCAGCUUCUACGGCAGGCACCUGGGGAGUCAUUAAAGCUGAAGCAGCUCAAAGAACUUGUUGAUGAACUCUCACCUUCUACAUUCUUCAACUUUUCUCCCAAAGAGGCACUUACUUUUUUGAAGCAUAAGCUUGAGAACAGUGACAGGUUUUCAGUGAAGGGGAAGAAAGUCUCCCUCGUGGAAAGAAGCUGAUGAAAAUUAUCCUGCUACUUGACCUUCCUGUAACGAUUUUGUACAUUGCCAUUGAGAGUAGAUUAUAGAAACAUUGUUUCAGUUAUCAGAUAGCAAUAGUAUUUGUCGUUAAAGUUGGUUUGUCAGGUUUCUUUUGGGUGGUUAGGGAGGAAGGUCUUUUGUUCUCUUAAUUAUAUUAUAUUGUCGGGAUCAUUGAUGUGGUAAAUUACAGAUUAACCUUCGAGGUUUUUUGUAAUUGCAAAAGCCUCAUUAGAUCAAAUUACAUUUAUAUUCUUUGGAAGAUUGGUCUGUUUUACAUAGGGAUGACAAACGAGUUGUAUCCAGUCACUAUACUUAUGAGGCAUGUUUAGAUCGAAA